This is a messenger RNA of Lactuca sativa (garden lettuce), 1071 nucleotides long. Its product is annotated as acid phosphatase 1. NCBI's taxonomy places the organism in Eukaryota, Viridiplantae, Streptophyta, Magnoliopsida, Asterales, Asteraceae. Gene Ontology annotation, molecular function: acid phosphatase activity. The record is from RefSeq and is a predicted model, not a curated record.
UAUUAACGAAAAAUUCUUAUGUCAUUCAUAAGUCCCUUUUUGAAUACUAUAUAAGCAUAUGAUACUUGUGACAAAGAUAUCAACACCUUCUUAUAUCAUUUCAACUUAAGGAAACGCGAUGGAAACGCUUAUGUUUUUCCUUUUAUUUGUGAUGUCAAAUAUGGUUUUGAGCACAAAGUUAUCCAAUGAUCACUUGUCUCGACACAGUGGUGGUGGCCAACUGGUGGAGCUGUCAUCAAGCUACUGUUUGAGUUGGAGGUUGGCCACCGAGACAAACAACUUACAUGGGUGGCGUACUGUCCCCAUUCAAUGUCUCCGGCAUGUUGAGGCAUACAUGAUUCGAGGACAAUAUGAUUCUGAUGUGAAAUUGAUUGUAGAUGAAAUAAGGAACUAUAUCGAUCAACUUGUUUUAUCUGACGAUGGAAUGGAUGCAUGGAUCUUGGAUGUCGAUGAAACUUGUCUUUCAAAUCUCUAUUAUUAUGAAGGGAAGCGGUUUGGAGGGGAUCCAUACGACCCACAUGCAUUCAAGGAAUGGGCAUUGAUAGGAAUCUGCCCUGCGAUUCCAUCGAUUCUGGGAUUGUUUAGGAAACUGGUGGAGACUGGUUUUAAGGUGUUCUUGAUCAGCGGCAGAGAUGAAACGGCCUUUGGGCAAGUCACUGUUCAGAAUUUGCACCUUCAAGGAUUUUUUGGCUUUCAACGGCUCAUUUUGAGGAGCGAAGCAUACAAAGGGCAAAGUGGUGUGGUUUACAAAUCAGAAAUAAGAAGGAAACUGAUGGAAGAAGGGUACAGGAUAUGGGGAAAUGUAGGUGACCAGUGGAGUGAUCUUCAUGGAGAAUUUGUUGGCAAUAGAACAUUUAAACUUCCAAAUCCCAUGUAUUAUGUACCAUAAUUAAAUACUAUAUAUAAUUUGUUAUGUUAGACAAAAUGAUCGGUUUGUUAAUCGAUGGUAAGCAGUACUCUUUGGAAUGGUCUGCUAGAAAAAGCAAUGGUUCCGACGUCAUUUUCCAUCGGAAAUCCGUCCGUACCAAUGGAUUUAAUUACAUCGGAAAAAAGCUGAUAGGUAAUUGUUUA